ACUUGGCUCAAUUAACAGCCACUUACGUUGGCAAUAAAGGCCGGCCGACCGCCCUCGCCGUAAGGCAUGCUCUGCCGGACGUCAUAAAUACUGUAAUUCUUUAAAAAUGCCAGACGCUAACUGAGCUGAAAACCAAAUAGGGCCAAUUAAAUCGAAUCUCCGCUAACAUGUAUGGCUUACUGCUGGAGAACCUCUCCGAGUACAUCAAAUCUGUGUACGGCGAGGAGAAAUGGGAGGACAUCAGACGACAGGCGGGCAUCGAUGCGCCUUCGUUCAGUGUCCAUCAGGUGUACCCCGAGAAUCUGCUGCAAAAACUGGCCAAGAAAGCGCAAACGGUUCUGGGAGUAUCAGAGCGCGAGUUUAUGGACCGUUUGGGCGUCUACUUUGUUGGCUUUGUGGGUCAAUAUGGAUACGAUCGAGUGCUGUCUGUGCUGGGGCGGCACAUGCGUGACUUUCUCAACGGUCUGGACAAUCUGCAUGAGUAUCUGAAGUUCUCAUACCCACGCAUGCGUGCGCCCAGUUUCAUUUGCGAGAACGAGACCAAGCAGGGACUCACACUCCACUACAGAUCCAAGAGGCGGGGCUUUGUCUACUAUACGAUGGGGCAGAUACGUGAGGUGGCGCGCUACUUCUACCACAAGGAGAUGCACAUUGAGCUGGUCCGUGAGGAGAUUCUGUUUGAUACGGUGCACGUGACCUUUCAGCUGACGUUCGAUAAUCGCGCAUUCACCCUCGCCUCCCUGGCCAUGACCCGCGAGGAGAAGCACUUACCCAUCAGUGCGCACGUGCUCUUCGAGAUAUUCCCGUUCUGCAUCGUGUUUGGCGCCGACAUGGUGGUGCGCAGCAUUGGCAACUCUUUGAUGGUUAUACUGCCCGAGCUGCUAGGCAAGAAGAUUACAGCCUGGUUCGACCUGGUACGCCCGCUAAUUGCAUUCAAAUUUCAAACCAUACUCAAUCGCACGAACAACAUAUUCGAGCUGGUUACCGUGGAUCCAGUUACGGAGCGUUUGGAUGCCCAAAAUGAGGAUCUGCUGCUGCAUGAUGAUGGCAGCGAGCCGGAGAAAUCUCUGCGACUGAAAGGUCAAAUGGUUUAUAUGGAAAAUUGGAGAAUGAUAAUGUUCCUCGGCACUCCAGUGAUGCCAGAUCUGACGUCUCUGAUCACAACUGGUCUCUACAUCAACGAUCUGUCCAUGCACGACUUCAGCAGAGAUCUCAUGCUGGCGGGCACACAACAGUCCGUGGAACUGAAAUUGGCCUUGGACCAGGAGCAGCAAAAGUCCAAGAAACUGGAGGAGUCUAUGCGUAAGCUGGACGAGGAAAUGCGACGCACCGAUGAGCUCCUAUAUCAAAUGAUACCCAAGCAGGUGGCGGAUCGUUUGAGACGCGGCGAGAAUCCCAUAGAUACCUGUGAGAUGUUCGACAGUGUGUCUAUAUUAUUCUCGGACAUAGUCACGUUUACGGAGAUUUGCAGUCGCAUUACUCCCAUGGAAGUGGUAUCGAUGCUGAAUGCCAUGUACUCAAUCUUCGACACGCUCACAGAGCGCAAUUCGGUCUACAAAGUGGAAACAAUUGGUGAUGCGUACAUGGUAGUGGCUGGAGCACCCGACAAGGAUGCGAAUCAUGCCGAGAGAGUCUGUGAUAUGGCGCUGGAUAUGGUCGAUGCCAUAACCGAUCUGAAGGACCCUUCGACGGGACAGCACUUGAGAAUUCGCGUGGGCGUUCAUUCGGGCGCCGUUGUCGCCGGCAUUGUGGGCCUGAAAAUGCCGCGAUAUUGCCUGUUCGGCGACAGCGUUAAUACCGCCUCCCGAAUGGAGUCCACCAGCAUCGCCAUGAAGGUGCACAUAUCGGAGUCUACAAAGGUGCUGAUCGGACCCAGCUACAAAAUACUCGAGCGCGGCGAAAUCGAUGUCAAGGGCAAGGGCACCAUGAAGACCUACUGGCUGGAGGACCGAGAGAAUCGCCUGCCGCUGCAGCUCACCUCUGGACUGCAGUUGAAUCCCAUGUCCGCGGCACCGCCGCUUACACCCAUACCCAAGGCCAUUCUGCCAGCGUCCAAGCCACAUACACCCAAUGCAGCGCAGACAGCCGAGGCCCCGCCGGCGGCUAUGUCGAACGUGGUGCUGGGAGCAAGCGGUGCCUUGGUGGCUGCCUCGGCUCUGACUCAUCAUGCUGGAGCCACCGGAACGUCUGCAGCUGAUGAGCGGAGCAGUCGCAUCUACUCGCCGGUUACUUUCAAGGACGUGGCCAGGAGAAGCAUCGCCAACUCACCAGUGCGGACAAGCGCCUGUUAUCCAGAGCAGAAUAAGCGCCGCGAAUCCCGUUCCAAUUCCACUGGUCACGUUUUCAUGCGCUCGCCCAGCGACAUCUUCGGCUCGCUUAUACUGGACACCGAGGAGUUUCUCGAGGACUUGCAGAGCUCCCGAGGCCCACUCACCGGCAACAGCAACAAUAACUGUGAGUCGCCAUGUGGCUUCAGUAGUCCCACGCCACCCUUCCGCAUCGGCAGUGCCCCGCCCAAGCCACGUCCCAGUCACCCGGACAAGUUUACGCCCGAGGAGCUGGCCGCCAUGGAUCAACUGACGCCUCCCUCAACUGCGCCGGCACGUGAAUCGGCCACAUGCAGCAGUGCGAGCAUAAAGCCCUCCACAUCCAACGCAUCUCUGGAGCGGGACAAGGCUACCAAGUUGAAAAAAAUCACGUUUUCCACCAGCACCACCCUGGAGGCAAUCAACGUGCCUAUUGCGACGACAGCCAAGGAUGCCUGUGUGGCUUCAGGGGCUCCACCUGAAGGAGCUCCGAUUCCAAAAGUUUGUCCUAUGCGCCGCAGCACGUCGCCGCCGAACGGAAUGGGCACAGCGCCAGCCGCAGUGCAAGCGAGCAGCAGCAACAGCCGACCAGGUAGUAAGGAUUCCAUGUCAUCGAUCUCUCUGCAUUCACCUCCACCACAUCGUUCCAGUUCUGCGCCAGCCAGACCCCAUUCCAUGUCCAAGGCAGCGCGGAAAGCUUUCCUCGCUGCCAAGCAGACAAAGGCCAUGGAGAAGCUGGACAAGAUGAUUGAGGAAGCGCAGGAAGUGGAAUCACAGUCGGUGGCCAAAGCGGCCAACGUGCGUCUUGCCAUUUUUGGACACGACGGCGGUGGCGAUGACCCGGCUGCAGGCGGCUGUCCACUAUUUCUGCCACCCCCACCAGCACAGUCAAUGGGUCGCAUAAUGCCGAGCUCCAUAUCCGACUCGAGCAUUUGUAACCAUGGACAUAGUCAUGCGCCCAGCUGCCAUCACACGCUGCACGAGCCGAAGAUGAGCAAUAGCCAGAGUUUCCAGCACGCACGCAGAUCGGGUCCCAUUACUCACCAGUGCUGCAGCGGAUUCGGAGGCCAUGGCAACGGCAGACACUCGCAUCGCAUGCACUCCAAUGCCUGCAGCCUGCUGUAGACCUCUCGAAUAGGGAAAUCUCGGACUCCCAGUCAUAUCGUCUCUAUGUCAAUGUGCUUUUCUAGAGUAUAGUCAGCAAUUGUAAGCUCUUAAACUAUGGUUGGUUAACUGUUGAUUCUCAUAUACGAGAGUGUAUAUGUGUAUGUAUCUGUAUUCAAAUAUACA
Drosophila arizonae is the source of this 3596-nucleotide messenger RNA. RefSeq names its product Guanylyl cyclase at 88E (gene Gyc88E). Gene Ontology annotation, cellular component: guanylate cyclase complex, soluble. Gene Ontology annotation, molecular function: nitric oxide binding; oxygen sensor activity; guanylate cyclase activity. Gene Ontology annotation, biological process: cGMP biosynthetic process; nitric oxide-cGMP-mediated signaling; response to oxygen levels. Lineage: Eukaryota; Metazoa; Arthropoda; Insecta; Diptera; Drosophilidae. The record is from RefSeq and is a predicted model, not a curated record.